Dunckerocampus dactyliophorus (ringed pipefish) is the source of this 3812-nucleotide messenger RNA. Its product is annotated as choline-phosphate cytidylyltransferase B-like. The record is from RefSeq and is a predicted model, not a curated record. Lineage: Eukaryota; Metazoa; Chordata; Actinopteri; Syngnathiformes; Syngnathidae. Bases 2426 to 3328 code for a protein of 300 amino acids. Gene Ontology annotation, molecular function: phosphatidylcholine binding; choline-phosphate cytidylyltransferase activity. Gene Ontology annotation, biological process: CDP-choline pathway. The transcript is spliced from 7 exons.
GUGUAGAGGCAGAUAGAGGCUUGGAAAUCUUCUGUGGAAAGCCACAGGUUUGUCGAGCGCUUUACUCGAAAGGAUGGCUGGAAGGAGGCGCAACAGAUGUGGCAACAACCAGCAACAGGCCCCGCGGGGACAAAGGGGGGGCUCACGUAGGGUAAAGUACAAUUCACAUUUGAAAAUAUUGCUCUCUUGAUUGUAUAAACCUGACUUUUUACCUCACUUGUGCUAAAAAUAUAAUAUCAAAGAUGCCAGUUGGUUCUUUAAUGGCUUGGAUGUAGAGCAGGGGUCGGGAACCUUUUUGGCUAAGACAGCCAUCAAAGCCAUAUAAUAGAGACAUAUAAUAUUUUUCAACAUUGGAUACAACUAAAUGCUUGCAUUUUUAAGCAAGACAAACUAUUUUAGAAUAUAACAAGUCUCUGAAUUCAUUCUUUUUAAUAACAUUGUUAUACCGAAGCUAUCCAAUAAUAAAUAAAAUGCUUCUUACCAUUAGUGAGACUUCAGGUGAUUCAUGGUUUUGCACCGUACUCCAUGUCCUUUCUUUUCACCAUCUUCUUCGUCAGAAGGGUUGGCUCCGCAGAAUUAGCUAGCUGACUAUUUGAUUAAAAGAGGGAAGUUUACUUCUUGACAUCUCAAUAACCCGGGCAGGCUACUGCAUUAUGCAGUAAUAAUCCAUUUUGGUGUCUGACCCAAAAAAUAUCAGAAGGACAGCCGGCCUUGGCAAUGGCCAACCGCAUUGCGGUAGAAAAUGGAUGGAUGGAUUAAAAUGCAUAAGAAAGUUUUAGAUUUUGAAUGUUAUUUUUAACACUGUGAUGGGCGUAAUGGUUUACUCUAAAAUGUCAGUGAAUUAUUUUUUUUUUAAUAAAUCAAUUUCAUCAUGUUAAGAAAUGUCUGAGAGCCUCCCGAGCCAUAAGUUCCCUACCCCUGAUGGAGGGGGUUAACUCAUAAAACGGGUGGGACAACAUGACUCUCCAUUUAUAGCUGUAAUACAAUUACUGACCACGUCAUUAGGUACAUCUGUGCAAGCUUAAUGACAUCCAUUUGGGCUUUAAAAAUGAAAAUGCAUAGCAGUACAAUAUGUACAGUAUGUAUAUAAAGUAUUAUAGUCUCGUCUAGUACUUUAUUGUUCAAUGAAAUGCGAAAGUGUCUCCAAACUUUUGAGUGGUACAGUAUAUAAUGAUAACAAUAAUAACAACAACAAUAAUCCAAUCAUAACAACAUUAACAAUAAUCUAAGGUGGUGUGUUUAGUUUUUCUUUUAAAUCUGAAAGUCUUUUAAACGUAUUUCAUUUUCAUUACGGUUUUAAUAGUAACACAAUGUAAGGAGUACUGAGUAAGCUCAGCAACUAAUUUACAUUCAGGAAUAGAUUACAUUAAAAGUGUUUUAAAAGAACACAAAUGAGGUUUAAAGAUUUUAGAUAAAAGGUAAAGUUCAAAGAACAACACAACAGAUAAAGUUGUCUAAUUAUACACACACACACAACACAAAGUCCACGUCCCGACCCUUAAGCCUGCUGACAUCAUUCACAAAUAUGUCUAAAUGUAAUUGCAUAAACCUACAUAGUUGCUUUAAUUGCUCAUUGCUCUUAACAACAUGAUUAUGCUUUUCCUGCAUGAGUCAGACAUUUAUAUGUCGCAUACACUCUAACGCCUGGGAAUCUUUUAAAAGCCAAACUGGUUUCUUGCACACUUCCAAAAAAAAAAAAAGCAAUUAGUGCACGUCCAUACUUGUCCACCGUCAUGAUGCAUUCUUCGAGGACCAGUCUGUUAAAUGUAGCAUUCAAUAGACACUCGACGAGCUUCAGACAAAUAUAGCCGACAGGUUAUGAAUCAGACGUCCCCCAUGAAAAGCUCACCAUUGCCCAAGCCAAGAGGGGCACACCAGGUAGUCCCGCAAUUUCACAAGUUACUGUCAUUGUUGCCACAGUGUCAUACAAACCAUUGCCAAACUAUUUUUGGACCAUGGGUGAGCUGGAGCCUAUCUCAGAUGACCUUCGGGUACACCCUGGACAGGUUGACAGCCAAUCACAGGACACAAACAAGCAUUGACACUCACAUUCACAGAGUUGCAAUGUUAGAAUUGCUGGACUUCAAUGAACCACAUCGCUCCAGUGCCGGCAGCACUCAUGCAGCCCCAGACCAUGAUACGUACUUGUCUUGAGGCAAGACUCAAGUUAACUUGAUACUCAUCUGUGUUGCCAGCUACAGUACAUGAAUGGCUGUGUGCUGAGUUAUUUUCAGUGGAUAGUAAAUAUAUACUGUACAAGCAGGACACUGACUGCUCUAAAGUGUAUCUAAGUUUCAUUUCUAUAGUAUCGUCCCUUGAAAAGAUAUAAAAUGAGUUUGCGAUAUACAGUUGAAUCUGAUUUGUCCACAUCUGUCUGUAUAAAAAAUGGCUAGCAUGAUGACCAGUUAUUAGUAUCAAAAAAUGUAUGAAGCAUGUUUCAUUUCCUUAUGUUGUAGCUCAUAGACCUGUUAGAGUCUACGCUGAUGGCAUAUUUGAUCUUUUUCACUCUGGACACGCCCGAGCACUGAUGCAGGCCAAAAAUGUCUUCCCCAACACACAUCUGAUAGUGGGAGUGUGCAGUGAUGAGCUGACCCACAAGUUUAAGGGCUACACAGUGAUGACAGAGGAUGAACGCUAUGAGGCCUUGAGGCACUGUCGCUAUGUUGACGAGGUGGUGCGGGACGCUCCCUGGACGCUAUCCACUGAGUUCCUCACGAAACAUAAGAUUGAUUUUGUGGCCCAUGAUGACAUCCCUUACACCUCUGCUGGAUCGGAGGAUGUUUAUAAGCAUAUAAAAGCAGCCGGGAUGUUUGUGGCCACCCAGAGGACAGAGGGCAUCUCUACAUCCGACCUAAUCACCCGCAUUGUGCGUGACUACGACAUCUACGUGCGACGCAACCUGCAGAGAGGCUACACUGCCCGAGAGCUCAAUGUUGGAUUCAUUAACGAGAAGAAGUAUCGUCUUCAGAACCAGGUGGACAAAAUGAAAGAGACGGUCCGCACUGUGGAAGAGAAGUCCAAGCACUUUGUGUACCGGGUGGAGGAGAAGAGCCAGGACCUAAUACACAAGUGGGAGGAGAAGUCACGGGAAUUCAUAGGCAACUUCCUGGAGCUUUUUGGACCAGAUGGAGCUUGGCAUGCUAUUCAGGAGCGCAGUGGACGAAUGCUCCAGGCCCUGUCGCCUUACUCGUCCCCACGUGGCUCUCCCAGCAGCAGUCCCACAAGACUGCGUUCACGUUCACCUGACACCUCCCCAGUAGCCUCCGCUAGCACCUCUCCGUCCUCCACAUCACCUCCUGCCUCUCCAUCCUCCCACCGCCGCACCUGAAAAAGAGAACACUUUCCUCUCUCUGCAGUCUACCUCUGCACAUACAAAUGUCAAUGUGCUCUUUUGGUCUUUAUGUAGGAUAAACAUUAUGGCUGGGUGCCAUUAAUGGUAAUGGCAAUGGUUUAAUUUUAUUUGAACUUCAAACUUAACAUCUUGUAUGAAUUGUAUGUAUUGAAGUAUGUAUUACUUAUUAUGUACUUGAAUGUGAAAGACAAAAUAAUCGGAGUGGUUUUUAUUCCUGUGGCUAAUCACAUGAUUCAUUCUUUCCCAUUUAUCUCUAGUUUGUGUUUUUCAUGUCCUUUCCCAUCACGUUGCUAAAAAUGCACUCCAAGGUGUUUAAAAUGUAAAAAAUGUUUUUGAAACAUUACAAGCAGAAUGAGAGAUUUACAGUAAUUUGGCCUUGAGUAGUAAAUUUUAAACUUGAAAUCUAUCACAAACAGCAGCUGUAUUUACUUUUUAAUGUCAGCCGUUCUGUGCAACUGUA